ACCUGCCAGCCCCCCCUCCACCCUGCAUGUCGGCGCGGCGCUCCGUUCCUGCUGCGGACAGCUAUGACGCAAAAGGUUUUUUAGAGACUUCGUAACUCCGGGUUUACGGUAUGACUCCCCUGGAUGGAAAACCCCGCAGCGCAGCAGAGCGCAGAUAAAAGUCCAAAUGGAAGCUGGAGGAGAAACUCCGGAGCUGCGCAGCAGAAGCUCUCUGACACCAACACGGCCGCCCUGACAGACAUGGACACCUGGACAGUCACCCUCCUGCUACACUACUUCCUGUUUGCAUCUUUAGUCCGAUCAGCUCCUGUCGGUUCGCCUCCAUUCAGAGAAACGGCCUUGCAGGCGAAGACGCUGGGUGAGAAAAUCCUGAAGGACAUUUCUGCUGCCCAUGCCGCUAAUGUAGAGAGUUUCACCCUCGGAUCUUUGAGUCAAACGUCAAACCUGCAGACGAUGGCGGCGUCGAUGAGAAUCCCGUCAUCUCCGGCACUCAAAGCGCUGUCUGAACGCUUCACCCUGGACAUGUGCGUUAGCCGGAUGCUAGCGGGAGUCCAGAUGUACCAGAACGUGCUGGAGGUUCUGUCCAGCAAAGUGAGCGGUCUGGAGGACUUGAAAGUGGACCUGCGUGACCUGCUGAACCACAUCAAUAAGCUGAAGGAGGCUGCUCAACUUGGAGCGGACAGUUCGGUUCCGACAGCCAGCUCCGACCUGGCGACUCAUCUCCAAGACAGCUACAGCAUCCAGGUGGCGGUUCACAUAACGCUGACUCGACUGCGCGCCUUCUGUCAUGACCUGAACCGCACCUUCAGGGUCCUCUCCACCCACAGGCCAUGAGCUGCAGGCCCCUUUAAAGGUCUGCUGGAUCAGAGUGGAGCUGCUCAAACUAUGAAGAAGUUCGUCUAUAACUGAUCAGCCAUCUUCCUGCAUCAUUAAGGAAGGAUGGAAGGAGCAAGAGAAGCCGAAGCAGAGAAUCGCAGUUUGCUUCUGUUCUGCAGCAGCUGCAGUUUAACCAUCAAAACAGAAGAAGGAGGGCAGCUUUAACAUUCCCCUAAUCUGCUCAUCUCCACUCCUGAUCAGAUGCAGAACAAUCCUGAAGGUCUGAGUUUGUUUCGGCACGUCUUACUUUCGCCAUAAAUAGGGGAUUAGCAGGAAUGUGAUCGCUGCCGCAGGAACAAAUCUGUUGACUUCAAGGAAAGAAGAAAGAGCUGAUUGUAAAGCCUGCCGGAGGAUCUGCAGGCCUGGACCUGCUCGGCGCUCGGAUUAACUCUGUUCUUCUGCUGUUUAUCUGGCAGUGAAGCUGCACACUGAUAGCGAAAACAACAGCCUGACGAUGCGCUGACUGUUGACCAAGCAGCACAGAUUCCUAUAUUUAUCACUGCAGAAGCAAACAGAACCAUAUCUUACAUCUAUGCUCCUAAGAUUUUGUGAACGUUACCUCAGGGCUACAGGUGCGUCAGAAUGCCACCUACCUGCAGAUCAAAAAGACAAACUCCUUAACGACCAAAAGAUGCAGUUUCUUAUGAAAAAAAUAACUUUGUUCAGUUAGAUCAUCAGAAAGGAAAGAGGAAGUUAAAAAACAUCACUUCCUGUUUCUGUAUUUUGUAGUAAAACUUUAUAUAUUUUUUAUUUUAGUUUUUUUCUGAAGAAGCAGAAUGAAGAGAAAAGUGGGACUAGUUUGUCUUUAUAAGAGUAAUAGAGACUUUUAUUCUGAAAAGCUAUUUCACUUCCAGCACUUUUUUUGUUAUUUAUCAUCAGAUUAUUUUUUUUUAUUAUUUAUUGAUGAUAUUUAUAAAGUAUUUAUUGUUGUAUUUAUUAUUUCUGUUGAUAGUUGGAUGGUUUUUAUUGAUUAUUUAUUUAUUUUUAGUGUUGAACCUGAGAGCUGAACUGAAACAGGAAACUGAAUCAGGGUCAAAUUUCUGCUCAGAGUUCAGGGAGGUUAAUGAGGAGGGGGUUGAUGAUGUCAUCACAGUGAUGACAUCACAUCGUCAUGUCCUCACAUGACCUGAGAACAUUCCCGCUGACUCAUGUUAAAUCCUCCUUCUUCCUGUCUUUGUUUUUAUGACAAAUGCUCUGUUGGUUUUACAAAAUAUGUUGAAAUUAAUCAAAGUAAAAUAUGUUGAUUCGUGCUUUAAAACUCUUGUUGUUCUUCCAUUAUUUUGUGUUAAAAUCCUUUUAGACGCUUUGCUCCUGAGAUCAACUGUCCUUUUCUAAACAGGUUGAACUUUUAAAGCAUUCAGGGAGUUUUUUUUGUAUUAUUUCAUGUGCUUUAAAACAAGAAGUGGAA
Molecule: messenger RNA, 2284 nt
Organism: Cyprinodon variegatus (sheepshead minnow)
Lineage: Eukaryota; Metazoa; Chordata; Actinopteri; Cyprinodontiformes; Cyprinodontidae
Exons: 5
Coding region: 124-834 (236 amino acids)
Biological process (GO): immune response; neutrophil differentiation; macrophage differentiation
Cellular component (GO): extracellular region
Molecular function (GO): cytokine activity
Source: RefSeq, a predicted model, not a curated record